Molecule: messenger RNA, 10491 nt
Organism: Odontomachus brunneus
Lineage: Eukaryota; Metazoa; Arthropoda; Insecta; Hymenoptera; Formicidae
Exons: 12
Coding region: 729-7556 (2275 amino acids)
Biological process (GO): regulation of transcription by RNA polymerase II; cell-cell junction organization
Cellular component (GO): plasma membrane; apical junction complex; nucleus
Molecular function (GO): transcription cis-regulatory region binding
Source: RefSeq, a predicted model, not a curated record
GGUGCUCAAAGUCGGAGCUCUGGAUCACCCGGUGGCGACGUUCGCGCUCCGGCCGCGUCGAGUCGCAGCGGGACCGAGACCGAGCGCACGCUCGCGACGAAUCACCGUGCUCGUAGGUGAGCCCGCUCGCGUUCCUCCUCCGUGUUUGUGUUCGCGUGCGAACGACCGCCGAGUAACCGCCGAGUGCGCGAAUCGACAGUGAGUGCGCCAUGUUCGCGCGUCGCCGCACGUCACCGGCUUGACGUUGCCCAGGAACGACGCGCGACGAAGCCGACAAGUGUGUCUCCCGUGUGUGACGCGACGUGCCGUCCGCGACGUACGCGUGUGCCGUCGUCGGUGUACGUGCGGAGAGAACACGUCGGCGGAGAGCUGCCCAGCUGCUGCUCCAGCAUGCCGUAGGAUCGUGGAAUGCACGCUGACAGCUGCCGCGAGUCCGUUCGACGGGGAGAAGAGCUCGGCAACGUCCGGAUCUGGCCGACAAAAUCGCGCCGAAUCUGACAUCGCAUCAGCAGCAGCAGUAGCAGUGGUCCACUCUCUCUCUCUCUCUUUCUCUCUCUCUCUGUCUCGCCCGUCCCGGCCGGAAAGAAACGGCGUGGCUUCCGGUACGGCUCUCUCGAUAUGAGGGAGAGGCGGAAAGGGGGUUCACAGUUCGUCGGAGCGGCUAACGAUCGUCGGUGCCGGUGCUGGUGGACGCGGAGAAGCGUCAUCGCGAUCGGUGGCGUGCUGCGAUGAGCGGCAACGAUUCGAGCGCGACGGCGACGCUGACAACGUCGGCGUCGGCGAACGUCGGCGCUGCCGAUGACGAGGAGGAAGAUCCGGCCUUGACCUCGGACUGCGAACUCGCCGACAUGGAUCUGGUGAACGGGCCGAAUCCCUGGCUUCCGGCCUACGGUUUCCAGCUGCAGCAUCACUCCCACUUCCAGCCAACGCAUUUGGAGGAUCUACGGGCUAAUGAUACGGUGCUAGUGCAACAAGUGGACUUCCUGGAGACCAUUCUCGAGGAAACGUCCGACGACCUGCAGAGCGACUCCGAUCGCAGCGGGACGACCUAUUGGCUGGGAUCGGACUCGGAGACCGAGAGUGUGAUCCAUAUUAGGGCGAAGCAGAGAUCCGCGGAUGAACGACUGGAUGGCAGCGGCAGUGAGUGCAACUCGGUAGUGCCUAAGAAGCGACGUCGUCGGGAUCACCACGGCACUGAUCACCAGCAGCACCAGCAUCAGGUGACCUAUGAUGAGUUCCCGGCAUCGCCGAGGUCCUCCAGGUCCACCGCUUCCUCCAGAUCGAGCUCGCUGCUGCAGUUCGAGUCGUUGGAGAGAACUUGCGCCACCUUGUCACCGUCCAGCUACAGCUUCGAUUCGUUGGAAUACUCCAACAGGUCGAACGCCUCUCAUCCAGAGAACGACUCACCUGACAGCCUGGAACAAGACUACGACAGGCUGCUGCCGAACGGUUUCACCAGCAGCCUGUCGGGUCAUUUUCCCAGGAUCAGACCUUAUCGCAGCUUCGAGAGCCUCGACACGUGUCAGAAGGAUGAGACCUUCGGUCAAGCCAAUAUGUCGAAUGGUUUCGCGCCUUUGUACCUGAAGAGGGGUGCCGAUCUGUCGAAUAUCGGCAGGAACAAUCAGCGUCCAAGAGACUUCUGGCACGAGGACGAGUACGAGGACGCCGACGACGACGACGAGGAAGACGACGAGGACGAUUUCGAGGUGUACGAUUCGAGGGGCGCGCACGAGCCCCGAUUAACGAGCGGUUUCGACGACCGUCUGCUGCUGUUCGGUGAAUCCGGCAAGUACGCGACGUCCUUGGACUACCGGAACACGAUCGACCUGCGGGAAAUCGGCGUGGAGACGAAGAGGGACACGCUUUUGGAGCUCAAGUCCGGGCAGAAGACCGCCAGGUUAAAUAUAGCCGUCGCUGGCGGCGGCUGCGGCGGCGGCGGCGGCGGCGGCGGUGGCGGUGGCGCAGAGCACCAUCAUCAUCACCAUCAUCAUCAUCAUCAUCAUCAGCAUUCGCAGCAGCAACAGCAGCAGCAGCAGCAGCAGCAGCAGCAGUUCCAACAGCACCAGCACCAACAGUACGACCAGCAAGAUCACCAUCACCACCACCACCACCACCAUCGCCGCCGCCGCCAACAACAGCAUCAGUACCAAGGGUGGAGCGACGAGGAGCGCUUUAAUUUUAGAUUCACGGACAAGUCGCAGAGCGCGCCCAGUCUGCUCGACAGCAUCGAGGAGUCAGCACGGCUGAACGGCUGCACGGCUCGUCGCACCUCGAGGACCACCUCCUACGUGUCCACGUCGAGCCUCUUCGAGAAUUACACGCGGGUGGCGAGCGUGCCGGUGGAUCUGAAUCUCUGUGGCCUCGUCGCGUGCGACGAGCGUCGCGACGACGAGAUGAAUAGCCACGAAAUGGCGGAGACCGCGCCCGCCGAUCAAGAGAAGAACACCAUGAAGAGUCCCGAAGAGGAGGAAGAGGUGAACAGCUCGACGGAGAACGACGACGAGGCACCGGGAGAAGGAGGAAGAGGAGGAACUUCGGGCAAGGUCACGUUGACCAGUUCGGUGAGAACGCAGCCGGCGCAGAGCGCGCUCAUGGAUGGCGGCGGUGUGGAUGAUCGUGAAGAGAAGAAGAGCGCCGAGCGCGUCGAAGAUCUUAGCGAGCGGCAACCGCGCAAGCAGCCGAAGGCAACGUCGACCGUGAAGACACAGGAUCGUGCCAACUGCGUGCUGGACAUGGCGAUGGUGACAGAGAACGACAUCGACGAGGCCAUCAAGCAGUUCAAGCGCGAGGUGGAGGAGGCCACAGCCUCCGGAGUGGCGAACGCCGCCAUCUUGGCGAUGGAGACGAUCCAGCGAACGCCAUCCGGCCGCGCGAGAAGCCGCCGAGUGAAGAACAACGCCAGCUAUGAGCUGGCGCAGCAAUUCGAGGUGGACGAGCGGAAUUUCCGAGCUCGCGGCAAGGAGAACAGCGGUGAGACGAUCCGAGGCGGUUCACCCAGCAGGAAACAUGUGUUGAACAACGCCAGUUACGAACUGGCGCAACAGUGUGACUACAUCAAAGCGCCGCAGAACAGCAGAGGCGCGUUUCACCGGAUGGACGCUUGCGAUGAGCUAGAGGAGGCGUCCUCGUCCGGACGCUCUUCCGCGCUGAGGAUCGCCGACGUGAUGCGUCAGAUGGGCUCUGGCUCGAACAUCAGCGAGGAUUCGUACUACAGACCCGCGGAGAAUUACAGCAGCGCGUCCUCCAGGACGGUCAACGAGCAGGACGACUCGUUCUUUGGUCAGAUAAAAAAAAACUCGGAUCCAUUUUCGGCCUGUGGCGAUGUUAGCGCGCGUCCGCGCCUAGUAGACGACGAGGUAGAUUACCCCUGCUUGGAAACCAAACCCAUAGGAGCGUCCUAUUUGGAGGGAGUCGUCCUACGAGAGAGGAUCGAGACGGAGAUACCGCGGCUGGAGAAGAGUGUCCUUGAAAAUUCCGCGCUGAUAUCCGCGCACGAGGAGCCUUGCCCUGUGAACCCCCGCGGAGGAGAGCUCGGAGGCGCGAGAGAGGAGAAUCUGAUCGGUGAGUUUUACCCGGAGCGAGUGGAGCGGCUACCUCGUCGGCAAGAACACGAGAGCGACGAUCCUGGACAGCGGGAGGAGUCACGGAACGCGUCUAGCGACUCCGAGGAGGAGCGUUCCCCGAGUCCUGGUUCGAGCGGUCGAGGCGCCGGCGAACGUCUGUGGAGGGUCGUGAUCGAGAAACAAGCGACUAGGCAGCAGGAGGUAGAGGAGCACCAGCAAGAGAAGGGAGCGCGGGACGGGGCGGAGGUGGUGGAAAAGAAGGAAGAGGAGGUGGAGAAGGAGGGACACAGUGUCCACGGUGUUGGCUCGUCCCCACCCGGCGGCCAAACGAGAGUCGGCGAACGUAGUGGGAAGCCGACGGUGGCCGUGGCAGUUGAUACGAAUCAUCGUGGUGAUCGCGACAAACGUCACGAGGAGCGCGCGUCGAGCAACGAGGACGCGGUCGUAAUCGCGAAACGGCCGUUCGUCGUUGCCACCCCGAAGACGAAGAAGGAGCACAAGUACGAGGCCACCGUUUCAUCCUCGUCUUCACUGUCGUUGCCGUUGUCGACGUCCUCAUCCGGCGCAAUGAAGAGCGAGGAGAGGAAGAAGGGUGGCCUGGGUGGUUUUCUGCAGAGAUUCUCCCGACUGAGAUUCAGCGGCAGGACGAAGGUGCCGCGCUCGGAAGCGCAGAAGAAAGUAGCCGAGCCGACCUCGAGAACGCACGAAGAGCAGCAGUCGACGACCGCGACGACCAAGAAGAAGGAGCCGGACUACAUCAUCAUACCGUUGCAUCCGCCCGAAGAGGAGAGGAGACGCCAGGAGGUUGCCACUCUCGAGGAAGCCGCUAGGAGGAACAAUGUGGACAUUCAGAGAAGCGCCUCCAGUGUCAGCAGUAACGGGAGGGCGCCAGUGUCCAGCAAGCCACCCUUGCCGCCGCAGCCGCCACGCGUCGCCGCGCUGAGCACGCGGGCGUCGGCGUCCACGGCGUCGGCGUCGACGUCGGCGUCGGCGUCGCGCCGACGCGCCGCCACGGACCUUGGUAACCCGGCGGCGAUCGAGAUGGCGAAAGCGCGCGCGAUGCAGGCCGCCCAGGAGCGCCCGGUCGGCCUGCUGGAGACCGACCUCGACGAGGCCGUGAUCAACACGAGCUACGGCAACAGCACGACGACGACGGCGUCGACGCGCGCCGGUCAGACCGCUGCUGCUGCUGCCGCCGUUGCCGCCGCCGCCGCCGCCGCCACCACCGCCGGCAAGAAGACCCGUAGCCUGCUCGACCUCAACCACACCUCGGCGGCGCCGCGGCCGCGGCCAGAGCACGCCCUCCACGUACCCCAGUCGCCCGUCGGCGCUUCGCACAGGAGCCCCCGCGACGACGCCGCCGCGUCCGCCAUCCAUCAGCGGCCCCACAAGUCCAUGGAGUUCCUCCUCGACAAGGAGAACCUGCACUUCGUCAAGCCGCCGGAGAAUGAGCUGCAGAAGGUGGGCGAGCGCGUGCCAAGCGAGCACGAACUCCGUGUGCAGCGGUCGCUGCAGCGGUUGAACGUGCCUGACUGGUACAAGAAUUCGCCGGCAGCCCGCGACGGCUUCCGACUGAAAAGACACUCCGACGCGUCGCAGCACGGAGGGUGGCGCGCCCUCGGCUCCAAGACCACCUCCCUGUCGUCCCUCUCGUCGUCUUCCAACCGACAGCCGACCACAGGUGCCCUUCUGAGUCCCAGCCCCACGCCCCCCGUAUUUUCGAGAUGGAGUACCAGCUUGCUCAACAGCGCCGGCAGUUCGCCAGCGAGUUCGGCCAGGUCGUCCUUCAAUCACCGACAGCCCUAUUUGGGCUGGCGUUCUCAGGAACGGCUGACCAACCCGCGCACGCCGGCAGAACGUCUCGCUCAGGGUAUACUUCCUCAGCUGCAGGCCGCAAACAAGCAACAGCAGCAGCAACAUCAGCAACAGCAGACAACGAAUCAGCAGCUGGAAGUGCGGAACUCGAUAAAGGAGGUGACCUCGGCCAUCGUGCACUACGUGCAGAGCGGCCAAGAGGUCGGCGGCGGCGGCGGUGGCAGACUCUCGCCUCGACCUCGACCUGAAGAUUGGGACGACAGGGGCGGAGCGAGGUCGACCAGCCCCCGAGGGAGCGUGAAGCUGUGCUGGAUGGAGAGCUCGUUCGUCGGCACGCGGCCCGUGGACUCGCCGGAGACGCCAAUGAGCCUGGCGACCGAGGAGGCCGACUGCUGCGCCGGCUGCAACGCCACGGGCACCGAGUCCUGCAGCUGUCAGGACUCGGCGGCCUCCGGCCUCUACCUGGACCUGACGCCGAGCCGCGACGACGUGCGUCAUCAUCAUCAUCAGCAGCAGCAGCCAUCCUCGGCCGGACCGUCGCCCACCUCGUCCGCUAAUUACCACCAUCACCAACAUCUUCAUCAGCAUCAGCAGCAGCAACGUCAUCAACAUCACCGUCAGCAGCAGCGUCAACACCGCGGAUCGGGCCAGAGCGAUACGGACGAGGCGAUGGCGACGGCAGCUCUUCUGCGGAACAAACCGAGUCCGGGUUCCACGACCCUGGAGGACGUACUUGACUCCCUCCUGGGGCUGCCACCCGCGUCGCGUACUCCGAGUCCUGGCCCAGGACCUGUCAUGACCGCUACGUCCAUCCGCCAUCGUACGAACGUCGGCCAGGCGAAAGCCGGGAAGAGCUGCAGCGACCUACGCCAAGACCUCCAAGAGUCCGCUAGGAGUGUGAUGGACGUGCAAGCGGCGGUCGAGGAGCGCACCUUCUAUCCCGGCGAGCUGGUGAGGCGGAAGAGCGAGGGUAGCGAUACCUUACCCUCCCGUCCAUCGGCAUCGGCGUCGUCGUUGAUGCCACGCGGUGGUGGCGUCGGUGCCGGUGGUAGCGUUCAACGUCAUCGCAGGGUCUCCUUCGACAACGCGCAGGACUCGACGAACGGCAGCUCGGCGGACAAGGUGGUGCGCUGUCGCAACAACAAGUGCGGCAACUCCACGACGUUGGCAGAGGCGCGCAGGACCUACAAGAGCUGCCACAAUUGCACCUGCCUGUACUGCUCGCGCGAGUGUCGGCGGGCGCAUUGGCAACGUCACCGUAGAACCUGCCUGCACUCGCGCGCCGGCAGUCUCUGUCGUCAGGUGUUGUCCUCGGCGAAGGAGGACCCAACCACGCUCAAGCACAUCUCCGCGCUCGCUCGACGCGGACACGCCGCUCAUGGUCGCGGCGCGGUCAAGUGCUUCUUCUCCAGCCCGGAAGCUGCGGAGCGUUUCGUCGGCAACGGCUUCGCCGACCUCGGCGAGCCCACCUACGUGCGUUGGUCGGACCUGCUGCCAGGUGAGAUGGGUGCCGAGCUCUACGCCGAGCUGAUGCGCCUCUGCAAGACGUACAAUCCGGAGGCGCGGCUGGUGCUCUACGUGGCGGUAUGCGUGGUGAGCGAGGUGCCGACCAGCGGCGCCGUCAGAUGGGAGCGGCAGCUGGUGUCUAGGUGCGCAAAGAUUAGAUUGGAUGGUGCGGCUAAACAGCACGUCUCCUCGUCGUCGACGUCGCCGCAGGCCAGGCGGCAGCAACAGCAGCAGCAGCAGCAGCAGCAACAACAGCAGCAGCAGCAGCAACAGCUACAGCAGCAACAACAGCAGGCCCCUGCGUCACCCUGCAACAUCACUCGGGAGAUGGACUCGCCCGAGACCCUGGUGCUCACCUCGUUGCCGGGUAACAACGGUCAGAACACGCCGCGCAAGGCGCGGGAGAUCAGCUUCACCAACAUCCAACGGCAGCUGAGGCUGCGCGGGGUGUCUUUGAGGCGGCAUUUCCCGCAGGUAUACCGGAAGCUCUGCUCCUACGUGGACGGCUCGGUGGACAAGUUCGCGCCGGUCACCAUCUACCCUAGAGAUCAAGCCUCCGGCAAGAGUUUCAUGUGCAUCAUCAUGUUGGACGCGGAACCCGAGCGCCUGCAACUCUUGCCGACCGACUCGUCCCGGGUGAGAACGGUGGACAUCAGUGUGGAGCAGGAGUGAAGAGGCCGGAAUGGAGCGAGGCAUCAGGAACGUCGGGGCUUGGACGACACAUCGCUCAGGAUUUUCCUCAGGUUCUCGGGCAAGGAGAAACGUCUUAGCUGCCGUCGACGGACUUGGUUGCGGACGAAAACGAGACCGGACAUGCGUAUAUUCCGAUGACGCGAAGGUCUAAAGGACGUACUGAUUUUUCGAUGAUUUUUUGAGAGAUAUUUCAACGAGUUAAAAGAGAACUCUGUGUCGGGGAAAAUAACGAGAAUUGUAACAACUCGUUCUUUCUUGAGCAACGCUGGUGAGUUAUUUUUCAGAAUGGGGGUAAUGAUGACGAGUUAGUUCUUUCUUUCUUUCCGAUGAAUAUAAUAAGCAAUGGCAACGAGUCACUUGUAAAAUGUAACUUUUUCAAUCAUGCAUUUUUCCGUCAGAUUUACGUUAAAAAGCAUCCUCGCGGAGCACACGAAAGAAAGACUGAGUCGGCUACACCGCCGCGCAAAACGGGCUCGAGCGCCCGGACCCACACAAACACACGCUUGUACAAAGAUAUUCGUAACUUUGUUAAUUUUUAUUAAUUCUUAAGAACACGCGCUAUCCCUUUCUCCCUCUCUCUUUCUCUUCACAAAUUGAGAGAAUCGGUUUUCUGCAACUUGUACACCAGUCAAAUCCCUUCUUGACGUCCUUUGGACCUUCGCGUCUCUCGGGAACGAUUGAAUUCAGUAGGUGGAAGGACAGACGAGAGUCCUAGGUAGGUCUAAGAGAAGAGCGCGGCAUCUGAUGUCGGCUCCAGGACGCGUGGUUUCACAUAUACACACACAAAGACUGUUUCUAUCUCUCCUUUUAGAAAAAAAAAAGAAGUCGAACGCGAGGAACGAAGUGCUCGUGCGCACGCACUUUCUUUUCAGCGACAUCCUUACGUAAUAUUCACGAUCAAGCAUCAGCAAAGCAACCCUCUGUCGUUUUGGAAGUCCUCGAUUUGAUCGUUACUGUAUGAGAUGUUUAUUGAUCGUUCGCCGAGGGUCUCGUUCGAAGAGGUCCUCAUUGAUCGUCCAGCCCAUUCGCGCGGUCUCGCGCACGGUAUCCUCUAAAAAAAUCUUUAAUUGUGAUUAAAAUAUUGAAUUAGAAAGCUGAUAACUGAACAUUAAAUUGCGCGAAUUAAGUUAAACUAAGAAUUAAAUUUGUUUUCCAAAGAAUGCGGUCAUAGGCAUGCCGUCCAAUUUUUUUCCGGAUAAAAAUUAUGAAUCCAUAUUGGACUCAAAUUAAAGCUUUGGACGCGCUGAUUACGAAUAUGUAAGUACCAAGGUGGACGGAGCUACCGUUCCAGAGAAAAUGGCCCAUUUAAAAUUCCAUCAUCACUAGAUGGAUGGCUCAGUGGCGCCAUCUAGCGAGGAUGAAAUUUUAGAUGCACCAUUUUCUCUGGAACGAUAGUUCCGUCCCUCUUGGCACUAACAUAUUUGUAAUCUACGUAUCAAAAGCUUUAAUUUAACUACAAAGUGGAACCAAAAUUUUGAUCCGCAAAAGAUUGGGCGGAAUUUGACCGCGCUUCUUUGCGGAAAAAGAUUGUAACACCGAUUACUCGGGUUGCAUACGACAGAUUACGGCGUAAUGUUUGAUUAUAUUCUUUGUCGGAUAAUUAAGUAAGUUCUGUUAAGAAUGAUGAGAUGAUAACUCCGAUCGAAAGUGAUUCCAGACAUCUUUCCUGCCGUUUCUCCGCGGCGCGACAGGGUGAAAGGGUCAACGACGACCGCAGAGGCCUCUUUCUCGGCGGACGGAACGGAAAGUAACACUUAGGGUACGUUGUUGUCUCUUCGUUCAACUUUGCAUCGUUUAAAUUUUAUCGUAUAUAUUAUAUGUGAGAGAAAAGAAAGCGAGAGACGCGCGUCUCUCGGCGAAUAUACUCACGAUUAAUGUACUCGCUACGAAGUUUCGCCUGGGCGCCGUGGUAUCGAAGACGAUUUUGGGGAGAAAAGAACAAAAGAAAAAAAGAAAAGAGAGAGCAAACGAAAAUGAGCGCUCGACGCAAAAAAAAAAAAAAAAAUCCGAAAGCAAGCGAAGCGCCUCGCGGUGCACGGAAAUUUGUUUUCGCGCCAAGAACGCGCGCGCGAACGCACUCGAGUCGUUGGGAAGAGAAUACUCCGCCGCCUUAUGCUUUGCGAUUUAAUUCCGCGACCGCUACACUCACCGCGGACCGAUACUAUUGAUCUUUUGCUGACUCCGAGGUUCCUUUCGCAUCAGGAAUUUGUUUGACAGCGCAGCGAAGAGGAGGGACGAAAAAACACAUAUACACACACAUACCCACACGCGCGCACGCACACACGCGUCGGGAAACGCGUUUUGUGGAAGAUACGCUAUCGCGAGUAUUAUCGUACACACCUCCACGACAUCGUGCCAAAUGAGAGAGAAGCGUGAUAAACGGGUGCCGAGCGAGAGGUUUCCGUGAGGCUUCACCGAGUCGCGAUUCACCACGAUUCAGCGUUAAACCCGUCGAUCCGACUAGCUCUGAAUGAGCACGCCGUGGAAGACCUCGUUCGUGCGAAGACAAUUGCACACAAGACAGUUGUACCGGAGGAGACGAACUCUCAGUGAAAUCUCCGCCGUGAAGCCUCACGAGGAAGCUUCGCCCGAACUCGCUGCGACUCGCGUGUUACAAGUAAAGAAAAGUAGAAGAAGGAAGAUUACAUGAAUAAAGAGGAAACAAUAUCGCGGGAUAAUCGUCGCUUUCGGAUAUGAUCUCAAGAUUUUCACUUCGGCGAGAAACGUAAUCUGCGCGUGAUUCUCGGCUGAAACGCGGAAAGGCUUCUUCGUGGAUCAACGAAUCGCCAAUUUAAUAUAGUAAGGAUAGUUUUAGUUCGCGAGAGCUGUAUCACGAACCGAAAAGGCUGAUCUCCCCCUCCCCCCUCUCUCUUUCUCUCUCUCUCUCUCUCUCUCUCUCUCUCUCUCUCUCUCU